Molecule: messenger RNA, 1038 nt
Organism: Exophiala dermatitidis NIH/UT8656
Lineage: Eukaryota; Fungi; Ascomycota; Eurotiomycetes; Chaetothyriales; Herpotrichiellaceae
Exons: 1
Coding region: 1-1038 (345 amino acids)
Molecular function (GO): catalytic activity
Source: RefSeq, a predicted model, not a curated record
AUGAGCUACCAACAAUUUCUCCAAUCGACUGGCCUCCAGCCCACAGCCGGCAAGACAACAUCGUCUCCGGGUUCAAUUCAUCGCAAACCUCCGAGCGCUUCAGGAUCACCCUCCAUCCACUCCGCCGUCACGCGGAACGCGCCCUUGACGUCCCACUCAACCAAAGCGCCGUCGUUCUCCUCUCCUACACCAUCCUCGACCAAUUCCCCAGCACCGCCUACCCGACAACCACCGCCGCCGCCGCCAUCAACGACGCAACAACCAUCACCAGCAACAACAACUCAGCAGCCAUCAACGCCAACGCCAACGGCAGCACAGCAGCUAACACAACGCACACCAUUGACAAAAACCCAGAUCGAAAAUGCCAUCCAAACAUGUCUCGACCUCCAAACCACCGCAACCACAAUCCACUCCAAACGACCCUUUGCAGCACUCCUACUCGGCCCAGACAACACGACCGUCUUGCUAACGCACUUUUCCAUCUCUGCCGUCCAGCGCGCCGAAACCGAACUUGCCCGUCUAGCAAGUCUGCAAUAUUCCCCUACAUAUCUAAACACAUGCACGCUAGUCUCCACAUGGGAGCCGUGUCCAAUGUGCAUUGCAACCAUCUACUACACCAACAUCGGACGAGUCGUCUAUGCGGCCUCUGCGUCGAAACUCGAGGAUCUUGUGGUGGGCGAUGAUAAACCGUUGUUCAUGCCUUGUCGAGAUGUCUUGGGUAGUGCCAGUGGGAACAGCAAAAGGGAUAUCGAAAUCAUUGGCCCCUUGGAGGGCUGGGACGAUAAAGUCGUUGAAGCGAGUAGGAGUUGGUGGCAGCAACAGCAGUUACUAACAGGCGAGGAUGGUGCUAAUGCACAGAUGGCAAGCCUGAGACUAAGAGAGGGCAGUGUCAAUGGAAGUGAAAAGCCGGCUAGUUUGUCGAGUACCAGUAUGCGUCAGGGUACGCCUGUCACCUGGGUCGGCGAGGACAGCGUGCUUAGCAGUAUUGAUGAUGAGGGCGAAUAUAAAGCCGAAUUGGACAUUGAUUGGAUGAGGUGA